This is a messenger RNA of Protopolystoma xenopodis, 204 nucleotides long. NCBI's taxonomy places the organism in Eukaryota, Metazoa, Platyhelminthes, Monogenea, Polystomatidea, Polystomatidae. The record is from the annotation of a GenBank genome assembly.
AUGUCCAUAUCCUUCAUUAUGCUCGGGCUUGCGCUUGUUUGUUUGACGGCAGAGGCCUCGAGGGUUACUGUCUCAUCUCAUAGUGACCUAAGCAGGUAUGUGCAGGACUUAGAGCCACAUACUCCUAUAGAAGAGGGCGUCCAGGUAGCCAGUGCUGCUCUAGAUGGUGUCUUUCUUGUGCAUUGGCGUGUUGUGCAGUUGUAG